This is a messenger RNA of Fonticula alba, 2631 nucleotides long. RefSeq lists its product as hypothetical. The transcript has 7 exons. NCBI's taxonomy places the organism in Eukaryota, Rotosphaerida, Fonticulaceae. The coding region runs from base 21 to 2204 and encodes 727 amino acids. The record is from RefSeq and is a predicted model, not a curated record.
ACACACACACACACACACACAUGACGCAGCCAAUCUUCACCACCCAGACUGCGGACGAGGCCUUUCGGGAAUCGUCCGCCCCGCCGUCGCCCUCGCACGUCCCUCCGGAGGACGGGUCCUCCGGGUCGAACAAGCACCUCUUUGUCCUGUCACACGGCUUCUGCGGCAUUCCCAGCAACAUGACCUACCUAUACACGCGCCUGAUGAAGUAUGGCCGGUCGAAUGUGGUCGUCCUGAACGCCACCUCCAAUACCGGCUUUCUGACUAUGGACGGGAUUGACAUCUGUGGUGAGCGUCUGGUCGAGGAGAUCCUCGAUUGCAUCCAGACUCACCGCGACACCGGGAUCAGCAUCAACCGGAUCUCCUUUGUCGGCUACUCCAUGGGUGGUCUGAUCACCCGGUACGCCAUCGGGUCCCUCCUGGCCCGGGGCUUCUUCCAGACGGUGGCGCCGAUCAACUUCGUGACCUUCGCAACGCCGCACCUGGGUGUUGGUCGGCUGCCGAGCCUGGCCUCCUCGGGGGUCUGGUUCCGCCGGCUGCGCAAUAGCAUGUCCGAUGUGGUUGGCGGUCGUGCUGCCAAGCAGAUGUUCCUUCUGGAUGGCACCACCGAGGAUGACCCGCUUCUCUUCCGCAUGACGCUUCCGGGGAGCUCCUUCAUGGAGGCACUGCGGCUUUUCCAGCGUCGCGCACUCUAUGCCAAUGGCCGCGGUGACCGCCUGGUGUCCUACUCCUCGGCGGCCAUUCACAUCCCCAAUUGCAACCACGAGACACCAAACCCCUACCGCCAGGAUCAGAGCUACUUCGGCCAGGGCUCGCUCGAGUCCUUCCCCCACGUUGUGCGUGUGUACGACUCCAACUCGCCGCUGAAUGUGGCCCCUUGCCGAGGGUCGGCUGCCGGGGCUGCGAUAGCCGACGCCGACGCCGACGCCGACGCUCGGCAUCCUGCUCCCUCUUCUCGGCGGCCCCCUCCGGCCGCGGGCAACCCGACCGAUGAGGACCACCCGGCCUCCGAAAUCACCUUCCUGGACUACUCGCCCCCGCGGUCCAGCAGUGUGGCGGCCAUCGCCGUACCGGUGUCCAUCUUCCUGCUGAUGAGCCCGGUCUUCCUGCCGACCUUCCUGGGGAUGUUGGUUUUCUUCUCGGCCAUGUCGCACGCGCGCUUGACCUUCCAGCUGGAGGCGCCGCCGAGCGACUGGCCGCCGACCGUCCUGCCAGCCUCAUCGGCCGAGGCCCUGGCCGACUGCGAGUCCCGGGAGUCGGUCGCGUCGACCCCCUCGACGCCCCUGUCACCGAGCACCGGGCCCGAGGAAAGCCAGCCCCACCGCAAGUCGUCGACCCAGGGGCACAUGCCGGCCGAAAGGCCCGCGUGCAUUGUCACGCACAUCCGAGUCCCGCUGGCCCUUUCGGACGGGCGGCUGAAUGGGCUGCUGUGUGAGAGCUGCAUCCGGGAGCAUGGAGCCGCCUUUGCGCGGGUGGUCGAGUACCAACACCAGCGCCAGCGCCAGUUGUCUGGUGGCGCGGAUGAGGGGCCCCAGCCACAGCGCCUGGCCGGGGGGAUGGUCAACAUCCGGCCCUUCAUGGCCCUGUCGCUGAAUGACUGUCUCUGGACCAAGCACGAUGUGCUGAUCCCGGCGCCGCUGAAUACCCACGGCCCGAUCAUCAACCGGGCCUACUUGGAAGGGGAUGACCUGUUCUUUGAUGACAUGGAAUCCGAGCACUUUGUCAUGGCGGCCGGGCCGGGUGCCAGCGACGCCGAGCUCGAUAUGCCGCUGCUGGUGGCCGACUCGGCGGCCACAGCAGAGUCCGAGCAUCUUGACACAGUGGACCCGGCCGGUCCGGCGGCCAAAGGCACCCACCACCCCCCAGGUCGCCAGGUUCAGUCGGAGGCGGAUUUGCGCCGGCCACGUCGCGGCUCGGCCUCGCGUGAGGCGGACCUGGGCGGGACGCAAUCAGGCGCCCUGGCAUCGUCGGAGGAGGGGGACUCGCGCUCAUCGUCGUCCUCCUCCUCCUGGUGGCGCGUGCGCCGGUCGGACACUGGGUCCACCGAUGCCCGGCGGUCGCAAUCGCAGCAACUCGAGCGCCGUCCGGCCGACGAUUCCUCCAGCACGCCAUAUCCCUCUUGGCUGUAUCGCGUGCGCCGGCGCGUCGCGGCCUACUCGGCGCGAGACAUUGUCUCGCAUGGCGUCCAGCAAAUGUCCUUCUGAUGUGCGCGAUCGAGCGUGUGUAUAUAUAUAUGAAUCUAUGUGUGCGGUGUCCUGUGUCUGUGCGAGCAUAUCGGCGUGCGAGCAUGCUUACAGGUGAGGGUUUCUCGAGGGGUGUGCGGAUACGUGUGUGUGUGUGUGUGUGCGUGCGCACGUCUAUUUGCGUAAUUUCACAUCGGCCGCUUUUCAAUCGGCGCGUUGCCCUGGAUGGGAUAUUGGCCGGAGACCGAGCGGCUGUGGUGGAUGCCCCCAGGAUGCUGACUGCAGCACGGCGGAGAGGGUGCCGCGAGGCAUGGCGAAGAGGAUAGAGGAGGGAGUAGGAUUACAGGAUCCGGGAGGUCAUGUGGGAGGCGUACACGCAUUCCGGAACUAGCAGUCAGGAGGGGGUGUAUAUGACUGUGUGUAUGUGAGAGAGAGAGAAAGAAAGAGA